Molecule: messenger RNA, 1272 nt
Organism: Microthlaspi erraticum
Lineage: Eukaryota; Viridiplantae; Streptophyta; Magnoliopsida; Brassicales; Brassicaceae
Source: the annotation of a GenBank genome assembly
AUGACUUGUUGUCUGAAUGCAACGUUACUCUUCUCUUUCCUCUUCUUCUUCCCAUCCUUCACAUUUUCCACCUUGUUGUUUCAGGGUUUCAAUUGGGAGUCAUGGAAGAAAGAAGGAGGAUUCUACAACUCUCUCCACAACUCCAUCGACGACAUUAGCAACUCUGGAAUCACUCAUAUCUGGCUUCCUCCUCCUUCUCAAUCCGUCUCUCCUGAAGGCUACUUACCGGGGAAGCUAUACGAUCUAAACAGCUCCAAAUACGGUUCAGAGACGGAACUGAAAUCCCUAAUCGCAGCGCUGAAUCAAAAAGGAGUCAAAUCUGUUGCUGACAUCGUGAUCAACCACAGAACGGCUGAGAGGAAAGACAAUCAGUGCGGCUACUGUUUCUUCGAAGGCGGGACUUCCGAUGAUCGUUUAGAUUGGGGUCCUUCCUUCAUCUGUCGCGGCGAUACUAACUAUGCCGGCACCGGAAACCCUGAUUCCGGCGAAGAUUACAAGCCGGCUCCCGACAUCGACCACCUUAACCCCGUAGUCCAGAGAGAGUUGUCGGAAUGGAUGAAUUGGCUCAAAUCUGAAAUCGGAUUCCACGGCUGGAGAUUCGAUUUCGUUCGUGGCUAUGCCCCUUCCGUCACCAAAUCAUACGUUCAGAACACAUCACCGGAUUUUGCGGUGGGCGAGAAAUGGGACGAUAUGAAGUACGGAGGAGAUGGGAAGCUGGAUUAUAAUCAGGAGGAGCACCGGUCGGGGCUCAGAAACUGGAUCGAGGAAGCAGGAGGUGGUGUGACGACGGCUUUUGAUUUCACGACCAAAGGGAUCUUGCAAUCUGCGGUUGGAGGUGAGCUUUGGAGACUAAAGGACUCGCAGGGGAAGCCGCCUGGUCUGAUCGGAAUCAUUCCCGGAAACGCAGUCACUUUCGUAGAUAACCACGACACUAUCAGACCAAACUCGUGGGCUUUUCCUUCCGACAAAGUCUUGCUUGGUUACGUUUAUAUUCUUACUCAUCCUGGCACUCCUUGCAUUUUUUAUGAUCAUUUCAUGGAAUCGGGACUAAAGGAGAGUAUAUCGAAGCUGGUGGCGAUCAGGAAGAGAAAUAGCAUUGGUAGCACAAGCUCUGUUACGAUUAAAGCGGCCGAGUCGGAUCUCUACUUGGCUGUGAUCGAUGAUAAGGUUAUAAUGAAGAUUGGGCCCAAGCUGGAUUUGGGAACUCUUGUUCCUUCUGAUUUUGCUUUAGCUUAUUCUGGCAAUGACUGUGCUGUCUGGGAGAAGAAGUGA